Molecule: messenger RNA, 1532 nt
Organism: Nicotiana tabacum (common tobacco)
Lineage: Eukaryota; Viridiplantae; Streptophyta; Magnoliopsida; Solanales; Solanaceae
Source: RefSeq, a predicted model, not a curated record
AAAAAGUUUUGUUUUCUCUACUGUUUCUUUGUUUUAUUAUAUUGAUGGCAUUAGACUGAAUAUAUUUAUUUAUCUGUUUAGUUUUUGCAUCUCUUUUUCACAUAAUUUACGACUUUAGAACUGUAUUGGUUGAUAGCUACAUUGUCUUUAUUCUGAAUUUGGAGCAAAAUUGAAUCUGGAUUCCUAUAAAAUUUGAAGAGUUUUGCUCUAAUAAGCGUGUAGAUGUUGAAAUAUGUUGUAGGAGCCUCCCAAUCAUAUUCAGAAAGGUGUAUACAAAAUCAUGAACUUGUUCAUGUUAAAGUAAAUAUACUACUGUUCGAAUCGUCUAAGCAUAUAUUACUAGUAGAGUAGUAUUGAUCUCUCAAAUUACUUGUAAUUCAGUUAUCACAAAUAAAAAGUGUAACUUAUUACUUGAAUUGAAAGUGGUGUUUGUUUACUUAAACAGUGUGCUCCAUCUCAUUCUUUCUUACUUAUCAAGGAAAAAAAAAUGUUUUUCAUCUCUCGGCUUUUGCUUCCUGUGCAUAGUUAAGUAAGUGCCUGGCUCUUUUCAAAGAACCUGACUUUACUAUUUUAUGUUUGACAUAUUCAUAGGUGUAUUAGACAUGUCAUUUAGAUACAUUACAUAAAUAUAAAAAUAGAGGGAGUUGCGGUAGGUUAACGACUAGCAUAGAAGUAGUUGGAUGAAAUCUCUGGAGUGCAGCUAUUUUAAAUCUUUGCUCUUUUAGUCCUUCCGUUCUUUGUCUUUGACAGCCGUUUCUACAAGUUACUUACAUUGCUCUUCAUGAUCAGUACAAAAUUGGAUUAUCUUUAACUGUCAUCAUUACUCGUUGGUUGUUGAUCUUAAUGAAAAAUGAUCAAAUUGUUCAAAGUAAAAGAGAAGCAAAAAGAGGCUAAUGAGAAUGGCAAUGGGAAGGGCCCUUGCAACAAGCAGACCGCUGGGGAACUGCGUCUACACAAAGACAUUACCGAGCUGAACCUGCCCCGUACUUGUACAAUAUCAUUUCCUGGUGGGAAGGAUAAGCUGAUGAAUUUUGAAAUUACAAUUAAGCCAUAUGACGGAUACUAUGCUGGUGGAAAAUUUCUAUUCUCUUUCGAGGUUCCAUCAAUCUAUCCACACGAACCACCAAAAGUAAAGUGCAAGACCAAGGUAUACCAUCCUAAUAUCGAUUUGGAGGGUAGUGUCUGCCUCAACGUACUUAGAGAAGAUUGGAAACCUGUUCUCAACAUCAACACAAUUGUUUAUGGAUUAUAUCAUCUUUUUACGGAACCAAACCCCGAGGAUCCUCUUAAUACUGAUGCUGCUGCUGUGUUGAGAGACAGGCCUGAGUUGUUUAAAUCAAAUGUGAGAAAGGCUAUGUAUGGUGGAUGUGUGGACAACAUAAGCUUCGCGCGAUGCGUGUAGCCUACGGGUGUUCAUCAGUCUGUACGGUUUUGAAAGAUUUGAUUUGGUAUUUUUGGUUUUCGUUUAUAAAAAUAUUAAAUAUUAUAUCAAUACCAUAUCAAGAUAAGUUUGGUAUGGUUCGUUUUUAACC